GAGGUCAGGUUGAAAGAUCAUUAUUACAUUAGCCUUGAAUCAAGUCCUCCGUCUCGCGCUUAAUACGUGGAUUAUGUGUCUUCGAUGCCCUUGCCCAUGCGGUCGUCCCAACCGACCUUAUCGUCCGUGGACCUUGCUUUUGGUCGUUAUCUUAUUUGGAAUGGUGAACCUCUCGCAAGCUCAAUCUGGAAACAACUUGGCUGGCGUUUUGGGUCUUCCGGGGACCCGCUUUCCUCCCAGGCAACAAUUUGGAUGCGAAUGCUCUGAUUUCAAAUGGAACUCUCCUACCGGCUCUAUUGUUGGCAAUUGCAUCACCCGUGACAGUGCAGACCGAAGACUGUUCUGCUAUUUGAAUCAACCUAACAAUUGCCCGGAUGCGACACCCUCUCGGCAGUUCUGUAACAUGGCCGUGACCAAAAUAGGAUGCGCUGGAGGCGGCGCCACACCUUUCUUUUCUCGGCAAGGUCAAAGUGCAGGACGAUUAAUGCAAAUGGUCGAUGAAGAGGAUGAUGAUGGUAUUGGUGGACGAUCAUUAAAUCUGGAAGAUUCUUCCAAUGCCCUGCCAACUGAUGUAUACUAAAUUUUAUGAAACUACAGACUCUAUUUUAGUAGAAAUACACGAAUUUUAAAUUUA
Messenger RNA from Tigriopus californicus, 634 nucleotides. RefSeq lists its product as uncharacterized. The transcript is spliced from 2 exons. The record is from RefSeq and is a predicted model, not a curated record. The coding region runs from base 74 to 580 and encodes 168 amino acids. Lineage: Eukaryota; Metazoa; Arthropoda; Copepoda; Harpacticoida; Harpacticidae.